Auxenochlorella protothecoides is the source of this 3132-nucleotide messenger RNA. Its product is annotated as DNA-directed RNA polymerase 2B, chloroplastic/mitochondrial. The record is from RefSeq and is a predicted model, not a curated record. Lineage: Eukaryota; Viridiplantae; Chlorophyta; Trebouxiophyceae; Chlorellales; Chlorellaceae. The coding region runs from base 1 to 3132 and encodes 1043 amino acids. Gene Ontology annotation, cellular component: mitochondrial DNA-directed RNA polymerase complex. Gene Ontology annotation, molecular function: DNA-directed RNA polymerase activity; DNA binding. The transcript is spliced from 11 exons. Gene Ontology annotation, biological process: mitochondrial transcription.
AUGGCCGCCGAGGCCCAGUUGUCCCCGGAUGUAUUAUCUAUCCCGCAACAGAAGGCCUCGCAAGCGAUUGCCUCGCCGGUGGGGGACCUGCUGGCGACGCUGGAGACCAUGGGCCGGGUGCUGAGCUUCCAGGACACCCCUCCCCCACCUCCCCCGCCCAAGUACCCCCGCGCCUUCAGCCCCGUGAUGCAAACCAUGGCGUACCACGAGCAGUUCAUGGACGAGACUCCAGAGGGCAAGGCCCUGCGCGACAACUGGCGCCGCCAGGUGGUGCUGGAGACGCGGGCGGUGGAGGCGGCGGCGGCGCGGUACCGGAGGGACCUGGCCGCUGCGGUGCAGCGGGGGGAGGGUGCCAACCUGCCGGCCUCGCGCCGACUCCUGCUGCGCUGGUACGCGCCGCUGGUGGACGCUAUUAAGGAGGAGCAGCGCAAGAUUUACAUGCGCGAGGUGCAGGUGGACCGCACAGUGUACGGCCCUUUCCUCCUGCUGCUGGAGCCGCAGCAGCUGGCGGUCAUUGCCAUGCACUGCACGCUGCACGCCAUCAUGGAGCUUGGGGGCACCAACCCCGAGAUCGUCGUGCCCGGGCAGACGCGGGUUACACGCCUGGCGGUCACAAUAGGCAGGAUGAUCGAGAACCAGGUGAACCUGGAGAAGGUCCAGUCCAUCUGCCGCAAGCAUGCCAAGGCCAACCGCGAGGUCGCAGCGCUCUACGCCGAGGGCGAGGAUCUGCGUGCCAAGCUGACGCAGGGCGGGCGGCUGGAGCCGGAGGAGUGGUCCCGCUGGCGCCAGCUGGGCGCCAUGCUGGAGGAGCUGGGCGAGGUCCAGCCCCUGGACCACCUGGACUGGUUUGUUCCCGGCGAGAAGCUGGGCCAGCGCCUGGAGCGUCUGCCGGCCAUGUGGUCGGGGGGCGGGCCCAUCGGACAGGGCACGCGACGCCUGAUGUCGGCGGUGAAGAAGGCGCUGGACCCGGAGGACCUGGAGGCGUGGCGGGGCGAGACGCACGCCAAGGUGGGCGCCGCGCUGAUCAACCUCAUCCUGGGCACCUGCACCGUGGACCUGCCGGGCCGGGGGCCGGGCGGCGAGCCGCGCGCGGUGCCCGCCUUCUGGCACAGGCUGGAGCUGGCAGCCGACGGCUCGGCCAGCGCCGCCAGCCGCGGAGCAGGCUCCCUGAAGCGCUAUGGCGUGCUGUGCGCGCAUGAGGAGGUGCUGAAGCGCGUGCAGCCCAGCCACAUGGUAGAGGCCUUCAUCCCGCAGUACGUGCCCAUGCUCAUCAAGCCCGUGCCCUGGCAGCGCCACGACCGCGGCGGGCACGUCACGCUGCGCAACAACGUGAUGCGCCUGCGCGGUUCCCACCUGCAGAGCGAGAUGCUGGCGCGCGCCGACCAGGACAUGGUGAACGGGCGAGGGCCGGGCCUGUCCAAGGUGUAUGAGGCGCUGAACGCGCUGGGCGAGACGCCGUGGCAGACCAACGUGCCCGUGCACCGCGUGGCGGAGGCGCUGUGGGGGCUGGGCGGUGGCGUGUGCGACGUGCCGCGGCGCAUGAACUACACCGUCCCCCCGCCCCUUCCCGCCGGCUUCCGGCUGCACCGCUCCGAGGGCCCCGGGUCGGGGUUCGCGGUCUUCGACUACGGCCGCGACGCGGCGCGCAGCAGCCGCGUGGCCGCGCGCCAGCUGCGCCGCCGCAACAGCGAGCUGCACGCGCUGCGCUGCGACAUGGAGUACAAGCUGGCGGUGGCGCGCGAGUUCGCGGGCGAGCCGCGAUUCUACUACCCGCACAAUGUCGACUUCCGGGGGCGGGCCUAUCCCAUGCACCCCCACCUGAACCACCUGGGCUCCGACCUCUGCCGCGGCCUGCUGCGCUUCGCAGACCGCAGGCCGCUGGGCGAGCGCGGCCUGCGCUGGCUCUACGUCCAGGCCGCCAACCUGUGGGGGGCGGGCGUGGACAAACUGCCCUUCGCCGAGCGCGCCGCCUGGGCCGAGGCACACCUGGGCGACCUGGUGCGGAACGCACGCGACCCCCUGGACACCGGGGCCGGGACGUUGGACGACAGCCUGGCGCGCGCGGACGCGGCGGCGCUGGCACGCCUGGUCGAGCGCGCCGCGGACCGCGAGGAUGGCCGCGCCUUCUGGGUGAAGGCAGAGGAGCCGUUCCAGUUCCUGGCGACGUGUAUGGAGAUCGCGGACGCGCACGCCAGCGGUGACCCCGCCUCCUUCCCCUCCCGACUGCCCACGCACAUGGACGGGUCGUGCAACGGCCUGCAGCACUACGCAGCGCUGGGCCGCGACGCCGCGGGCGGGCAGGCGGUCAACCUGCGCCCCGCGGCCCGCCCCCAGGACGUCUACUCACAGAUCGCGGCGCUGGUGCGCGCGCGCGUGGACCGCGACGCGGCGGCAGGCGUGACGCACGCGCGCGCGCUGCGCGACGCCACGCCCAUCGACCGCAAGCUGGUCAAGCAGACGGUGAUGACCAGCGUGUACGGCGUGACCUUCGUGGGCGCGCGCGGGCAGAUCACCUCGCGCCUGAAGGAGCGCGGGUUCCAGGACUCGCGCCUCAUGUACAAGGUCUCCUGCUACUCUGCAAAGGUGACGCUGGAGUGCCUGAUGGAGAUGUUCAGCUGCGCCAAGGACAUCAUGAACUGGCUGGCGGAGUGCGCCAAACUGGUGGCGGGGACAGGGGCCACUGUGCAGUGGACCACGCCGCUGGGCCUGCCGGUUGUACAGCCGUACCGCAGGACCACACGGCACCACGUCCGCACACUGCUCCAGAGGCUGGUGGUGGUGGAGAACAACGACGAGCUGCCGGUGAUGAAGACGCGGCAGCGCACCGCCUUUCCCCCCAACUUCAUCCACUCCGUGGACUCCAGCCACAUGAUGAUGACGGCCAUCGCGUGUCGCAGGGCAGGGAUGAGUUUUGCUGGCGUGCACGACUCCUUCUGGACGCACGCGGGCGACAUCGAGCAGAUGAAUUCCAUCCUGCGCGAUGCGUUUGUUGAGCUGCACUCGCAGCCGUUGCUGGAGAACCUGCUGGCCGAUUUCAGGGCCAGCUUACCCGAGGUGGAGUUUCCCGAGCUGCCCAAGAGGGGCGACCUGGACCUGGAGGAGGUCCGCAAGGCAGAGUACUUCUUUAGCUGA